Messenger RNA from Meloidogyne enterolobii, 360 nucleotides. NCBI's taxonomy places the organism in Eukaryota, Metazoa, Nematoda, Chromadorea, Rhabditida, Meloidogynidae. The record is from the annotation of a GenBank genome assembly.
AUGCGCAGCACAAAAGAGUUAAGUCAAUGGCUAGAAGCCUGUGGACUUAACCAAACCCCUUGGGCUUCUGAUCCAGCCGAUUGGGCAACUUUAUUAAAUUUAUUAACGAGAUUGUUACAUUCUACGUUGGAACUUAGGAUUAAUGCUGAAGAAGAGAAAAAACGAAAAGAAGCAAUAAAAAAUAAUGAAAAUCAGGAGGAUGAAGAUAUUAAUGAAAGGGAGGAAUCAGAAUCUACUUCACGCCCGGAAGAAGGAGAAGAGGACCAUCAAAAAUUAUUGAGAAGUCCGUCAACGGUAUAUCCGGGCACUCAAUUGCCGUUUCAGGAGGUAUCUGAUUUUGUGAUGUUGAGAGCUGGUUAA